Staurois parvus is the source of this 1744-nucleotide messenger RNA. The record is from the annotation of a GenBank genome assembly. Lineage: Eukaryota; Metazoa; Chordata; Amphibia; Anura; Ranidae.
AUGGCGGAGGAAAGCCAUUCCAACGGCAUGAAGAAGGAAAAUGAAGACUCAAAAGAAGAGAAAUCCUCGCUUAAAGAGAAAUCUGGAAAUAGAAAGGGAAGCAGAUUCCAUCCUUAUGGAAAAGAUAAGGGUUCUGGGGAGAAAAAGGGUCAGAGCCGGAAUAGGGUGUUCAUCAGCAAUAUUCCAUAUGAUAUGAAAUGGCAAGCCAUUAAAGACCUUAUGAGGGAGAAAGUUGGUGAGGUUACAUACGUGGAGCUCUUUAAGGAUGCUGAAGGAAAAUCAAGGGUAAGUGCCUGUGGUGGAGUUUAAAGAUAUGGAAUUUGUACAGAAGGCAUUGGAUGUAAUGAAUAAGCAUGAUCUAAAUGGAAGACCCCUUAACAUCAAGGCGGACCCAGAUGGAGAGCAUGCACGAAGGGUUCUGCAGCGUAGUGGGGGCCAGUUCCCUGGUGGCCAUAACAGUGAUAUGGGCCCUGCAAUUGUCAACCUCCCACCUUCAAUUCUCAAUAACCCCAACAUCCCACCAGAGAUCAUCACUGCUUUAAGAGCUGGGCGACUUGGAACAACAGUCUUUGUUGCUAAUCUGGACUUUAAAGUUGGAUGGAAGAAACUGAAAGAAGUGUUUAGCAUUGCUGGAAAUGUGAAGAGAGCAGACAUUAAGGAAGAUAAAGAUGGAAAAAGUCGUGGAAUGGGAACGGUUACCUUUGAUCAAUCUAUCGAGGCAGUUCAAGCAAUCUCUAUGUUUAAUGGGCAGUUCUUAUUUGAUAGACCGAUGCAUGUGAAAAUGGAUGAUAAAUCUCUCCCCCCAGAUGACUUUCAUGCCUUGGAAAAACCACCUCAGUUACCUCGUGGACUUGGUGGCAUUGGAAUGGGUCUUGGACCAGGUGGACAACCUCUCAAUGCAACACAGAUUGGAAUGGGUAGUGGAAUGGGCAACAUGGGUCCAUCAGGUAUGGAUGGUCCUGGCUUUGGUGGAAUGAGUAGAAUGGGAGGAAGUGGAUUUGGUGGCAUGGAUGGACUAAGUAGCAUGUCAGGGUUUAGUGGAGUGAGCCGAAUGACAGGAAUGGGUGGUGUAGAUGACUUCAGAGGCAGUUUAGGCUCUGGCAUGAGUGGAGGCAUGUCAAGCAGCAUGGCGAGCAUGGGAAGCAUGGCAAGCAGCAUGGGAGACAUGUACAGAGGAGGAAUGGGAAGCAGCAUGGACAGAGAGUUUGGUCGCAGUGAGCUUGGAUUAAGUCGUGGCUUCGGCGAUUCCUUUGGAGGAAUGAGCAGUGCCAUGGUUGGAAGUUUUGGCGGAAUGGGGUCUUCUUCUCUUGGUCCUUUAGGAUCUGGAAUGAGCACUGGAAUGAGCGCUGUAAAUAGCAUGAGUAUGGGCCUUGGCAUGGAAAGAAUGAGCUCCAGCUUUGACCGUAUUGGUGGAGGCUUGGACAGAGCCAUGGAUAUGGAUAGAGGCUUUGGAGGGUUUGGUUCCACCCAGUUGGGAAGCGGUUUAAGAGAACGUGGAAAUAAAGGAUGCCAAAUAUUUGUUAGAAAUCUUCCAUUUGACUUAACAUGGCAGAAAUUGAAAGAAAAAUUUAAUCAGUGUGGUCGAGUAAUGUUUGCUGAGAUUAAAAUGGAGAAUGGAAAAUCUAAAGGCUGUGGAACUGUGAGAUUUGAUUCCCCAGAGACAGCAGAGAAGGCAUGCAGAUUAAUGAAUGGCAUAAAAAUCAAUGGCAGAGAAAUUGACGUCCGCUUAGAUCGCAAUGCGUAA